Xiphophorus hellerii (green swordtail) is the source of this 1506-nucleotide messenger RNA. RefSeq names its product tetratricopeptide repeat domain 1 (gene ttc1). Lineage: Eukaryota; Metazoa; Chordata; Actinopteri; Cyprinodontiformes; Poeciliidae. The record is from RefSeq and is a predicted model, not a curated record. The transcript is spliced from 7 exons. Gene Ontology annotation, molecular function: protein binding. The coding region runs from base 345 to 1328 and encodes 327 amino acids.
AGAAGAAGAAGAAGAACCCGGAAGUGACGUCAGCCUACCCGGCUGUCUGUGAGGUGUUGUCGGUGAGACGGCGUAAAAUCAUCGGGUUUUAAUAUUUAAUCCUUUAACUUGCUGAUCCGGAUCGCUUCAGCCCGCUGACGUCACAGGGUCGCUUUUCAGCAACAGCUAGCUCAGCAGCUAGAUGUUAGCGUGUAGCUGAUCUCAGAUCUCCGACCUGCAGUACCACGUGAUCACGCUCAGGAUGAAGAUGAUGAUGAAGAUGGAGGUUUAAACUGGUUCUGGUGUCUAUCUGAGGUCCAGCUGGAGGGUCAGAAGGUCAGUGAACGUCUCAUUUCAGCUUCAGGAUGAGCAGCCGAGGAGCUCAUAGGGAGGAAGAGGAGGAAGACUUCUACGACUGUCAGGACAGCAUGGAGACGAAGGAGGAAGAGGAGAAAGAGGAGAAGGAGGAAGAGGAGGAGGAAGAGCUUCCGAAAACAGACAGAAUAAUUGGGAGAGGAGCCAAAGAGAGGAAGCGAUGGACAGAGGGAGAAGGGGACGAACGGGAGCUUCAGCAGGAAGAGGAGCUUCAGGAGGAAGAGGAGCUUCAGGAGGAAGAGGAGCUUCAGGAGGAAGAGGAGCUUCAGGAGGAAGAGGAGCGUCAGGAGGAAGAGGAGCUUCAGGAGGAAGAGGAGAGUCAGGUCUUUCAGGAUUCAGAUGAAGAAACGUCCAGAGUGGAGUUUGACGAUGUCUACCUGAGGGAGGUGGAGAAGGAGCUGACGGAGGAGGAGAAGGAGAGUCGUCGGCAGCAGAGCGUCGCUCUGAAGGAAACGGGAAACGGCCUAUUCAAAGCCGGAGACUGGAAAGAGGCGGCGCUAAGCUACACCCAGGCCUUGGCUCUAUGUCCAGUUAGCUGCAGCAGAGAAAGAGCAGUGAUGUUCUCCAACAGAGCGGCUGCAAGGAUGCACCUGGACCUGAAGGAUGAGGCCAUCUCAGACUGCAGCAGAGCAAUAGAUCUGGAUCCAGAGUACCUGCGGGCGUUGCUGAGGAGGGCGGAGCUUUAUGAGAAGUCGGAGAAGCUUGAUGAAGCUCUGGAGGACUACAAAAAGGUUCUGGAGCGAGAUCCGAGCCACAGUGGAGCACAGCAGGCCUGCAUGAGGCUGCCUCAGCAGAUUGAGGAGCGAAACGAGAAGCUAAAGGAGGAGAUGAUGGGUAAGCUGAAGGACCUGGGCAACCUGAUCCUGCGGCCGUUCGGACUCUCCACUAACAACUUCCAGAUCGAGCAGGACUCGUCCAGCGGUACCUUCUCCAUCAACUUUGUCCAGAACCCCAAUAACAACCACACCGGAUGAUGUAAUCGUGACAUCACAGAAACAGAUUAUCAAAUUAUGGUUGAGGUUCCUGAUUGGUUAAAGCUACAGGAUACCGCAGGACAUUGCAACGCCAGACUUCAGACUCAACCAAUCAGGAGCUUGCUUUCUGAUGACAUAAUCUGCUGUAUCAGCUGUUAAUAAAGCAAACAAGAAGUGA